AUGACAACCACCCUCGACGCAUCCAUUAAAUUUGUAUCAAAAGCUAUCGACUCUUAUGAUUUUGAAGGAGCUCUCAAGCCAUUGACUGUGGGUAUCAGUGGCCCUCAAGGAUCAGGCAAAACCUAUUUGGCAUCAUACUUGACUCAGACUUUACAAAACAGUUACCCCAACUUGAAAUUCACCCAAUUCCUGAUUGAUGACUUUUAUCUAACACAUUCAGACCAAGAAAGAGUGACACAGCAAGCUAUAAAGGAUGAAAAUAAGCUACUUAUUGGUAGAGGUUUACCAGGAACUCAUGAUUUAAACUUACUACAAAAUGUGCUUCACCAAAUGUGUGAGAACUAUAAAAAGCAGUGGGUACCGGUAAGGCUUCCUUUCUAUGAUAAAUCUGCAUUCGGAGGCUUAGGAGACCGUCUGAGUACUGGUGCCAAUAUUCUUAAUGAACCCGCGGAUGUCGUUAUUUGUGAAGGCUGGUUCAAUGGAUUCAUGCCAUUGAAUGAGGAAUUGGUCAAUAUAAAGUAUCUAACGAGCCCAGUAGACUCAAUUCUACAACGAUAUAGACUUUACCAAAUACAGGAUAUUAACAACCAGCUUUCAAAAUAUGUCCCUAUAUGGAAAAUAUUUUCACAUUUUGUUAUAUUACAAACUGAUACAAUUGAGAAUGUUUACAAGUGGAGAAUAGAACAGGAACAUGCAUUGAUUGCUUUAAAAGGCCAAGGAAUGAGUGAUGAGCAGAUUAAAUUGUUUGUGGAUAGGUAUAUGCCAAUGUAUCUUUUAUAUUAUGAAAAACUUUGUGAUCAAGGACUUCACAACACUCAAUGUCUAGUCUUGUCUAUUGAUCUCCAUCGGAAGUUGCUAGGAUCAAGAAUUAUAGGUAUAUAG
Molecule: messenger RNA, 882 nt
Organism: Lodderomyces orthopsilosis Co 90-125
Lineage: Eukaryota; Fungi; Ascomycota; Pichiomycetes; Serinales; Debaryomycetaceae
Product: putative ATP-dependent kinase
Exons: 1
Coding region: 1-882 (293 amino acids)
Cellular component (GO): cytoplasm
Source: RefSeq, a predicted model, not a curated record